Molecule: messenger RNA, 2081 nt
Organism: Venturia canescens
Lineage: Eukaryota; Metazoa; Arthropoda; Insecta; Hymenoptera; Ichneumonidae
Exons: 2
Coding region: 15-1580 (521 amino acids)
Source: RefSeq, a predicted model, not a curated record
CUAAACGGAAGACCAUGGUACGAUUACUACUUGGCUUCCUUCUCUUGCAAGAGGCUUCCGCGCUGUUGGGAUACGACUGUGCGGGGCCAAACCUCAACAUUACAACUAUUUCGCUUAACAACGUAGGAGAAUGCAAUGUUCCGAUCAACGCGCCUAUUCCAAGGGAAACAUACAUCCAACUGCUCCAAUUAUCAGACUUUUCGCACGUCGAAGUCGUGCAGUGCCGCGUGGAAAUAGACCGCACCAUUUACUACUGUGGGAUGAGUUCGCACGUUUCGGUGGUUCAGAACGGACGCCAAAUUUACCUCCACGAACUCGACGAACGUGGGUGUCGAAAACUUCAGGAAACUGGGAUAUUACAACUCAGCCCAUCCAGCAUCAUAACCGGGUUAAGGAAGAACAGCACAACCGAUCGCGCUAUUUUAUUAGGCGGUUCCCUCACCAACAGUGGAAGCUGCCAAGGGACACAGUACAGCGACGCGUUUGGAAACUGGAACGGGGUCGUAAUCCAAGCAACAGUAAAAAUCACGCUGACAAACUACAUGGCCGAAGUGAACUUGGUCAAUAAUAAAAUUAUCCUUCAGUCAGGUACGCAGUGCUAUCUUUCCGAUGGUACUUGUUUGGACGUCGAAGGGAAUUCAGCCUUCUGGAUAACUGAACCAGCAGACUCGUGUCAGUUCAAUCGAUACGAUGUCCUCUUCGAAGGCAUUGCCCAUAAACAACAAAAUCCAGACUCAGCGACCAACAAUCCUGACGUAUUCUCACUAACAACGCACGAAACGACGUUCGCGUUAGCAGCCAAAUCAAUGAAGCAUAUCUGCGGUUACAAUCUCGUUCGUACGGAGCACCCAAAACUUUACAUUCUGGAAACACAAAAGGGAAGGACGUUCGCGCAGAAAAAACAAAUUCCCGUCAACAAUCUCGAUAUUUUUUCAUACAUGAACUCCAAAUUUAUUUACGUUGAAAAACACAUCCGUACACAGAUACAAAAUCUUUACAGAGAUGUCGUACUACAGAGGUGUAAUCUCGAGCGUCAGGUAAUCCAAAACGCAUUAAACACAGCCCCUUUGUUCCCGGAAAAAUUCGCCACAACAAUCAUGAAGGCUCACGGAUAUAUGGCCGUAGUAUUGGGAGAAGUUGCCCACAUUAUAAAAUGUACACCUGUCGACUGUAGCAUCCGCCGGACCAAGGAAUGUUACAACGAACUUCCAGUAACGUAUCGGAACGAGUCCCGUUAUUUAUCGCCAAUCUCGAAGGUUCUUCUCAAAGCAGGGACCCAAAUCGAGUGCGAUCCACUUCUUCCAGCAUUGUACAACAUCGAUAGUAACUGGUAUCGGUUCAGCCCGCAAGGAGUCCCAGCUCAAACCCCUCAAGAACUUCACCCGACUGCACAUCCAUCGUGGAAUUACAAUCCGAUCGGAGACUUAGCAGUUUCUGGAAUAUACACAGUAGAAGAAAUUAAUCAAUUAAGGAUCGCAUCAUGUUUCCAGCUGAAAGAGCCGCUCUCCUCAACACUAUCGCUCGCGGUUCUGCCGGUUAUCCAGUGGCAGGAGGAACAAUUGCAAUACAAAAUUUAUUAAGUACCGAGGCAAUCGAACAACUUGCGGAAGGUACAAUUAACAAAAUUUGGCAUGGUUUGGAAAAAUUCGGAAUAGUAAGCUCCGGGUUCUUCGCCAUAGCGUUUAUCUUCAGCAUCGUAAAAGCAGUGAUCGACAUCAUCAUACAGGGUUUCACCCUUCAUUCUCUCUACGGUUGGAGCGUCGCAUUAAUUGGCGCAAUUUGGAAUUCUAUAACUUAUCUUUUAAUCACACGCCACUACAAGAAAAACAGCCAACGGGAAAAUUCAUAUGAGAUCCCGCGUGAAACAGAACUUUCGGAGGUCGUCUCACAGGAGCCGAAACCGUCCCCAUCGAAAAGAAGACUUUCUGGCGUAGACCCUGUACUUUUGGGUCGUCUUACAGCCGGUUCUCAGCCUAAGUAAACCAUCGGCUUCGAAUUUCUCCGGGGAGGUGUUACGUCCUAGGGUCUCCACCAUCGUGUUGGCUGGUAUGUAUCUGUAACAUAAAGAAAAUAUAUUUAAA